CAUAGUGGGUGUGACUAGGAAUUUGUCUGGAGAAUUGGAAAUCUGACCGGGGUGGCAUCUGAGGAGAUAGUGAGUCUGAAAGGGGGAGGCUGGCUGAGUAAGGGAAAGCAUCUGCAGAAGGAAGAGCUGUGGAUCCGACUGGAAAGGGUCAUGAUGGCCAGACAGGAGGAGGAUGUGACGACUGAGGACACUGUGAGAUGGAUUGACACAAAAGCAGAAGAUGCAGACAAGAUGAUUCUCCUUGGAAUUAUUCUGCUUCCAGUCCGUGCUUUACUGGUUGGAUUAGUUUUGCUGCUGGCAUGGCCCUUUGCUGUAAUCUCAACAGUAUGCUGCCCUAAAAAGCUGACCCAUCCAAUAAGCGAUUGGAGGAGGAAGAUCACUCAGCCCGCCUUGAAGUUCCUGGGUCGUGCCAUGUUCUUCUCCAUGGGGUUUAGGGUUACCGUGAAAGGAAAGGUGGCUAGCCCUCUGGAGGCGCCCAUUUUUGUCGUUGCUCCUCACUCCACGUUCUUCGAUGGAAUUGCCUGUGUAGUAGCGGGGCUGCCCUCUCUGGUGUCACGGAAUGAGAACGCCCAGACCCCUCUGGUUGGCAGACUGUUACGGGCUUUGCAGCCGGUUUUGGUAUCCCGUGUUGAUCCGGAUUCCCGAAAAAACACGAUCAACGAAAUAAAAAAGCGAGCAAUGUCAGGCGGGGAGUGGCCCCAGAUACUAGUUUUCCCAGAAGGUACUUGUACUAAUCGGUCCUGUUUGAUUACUUUUAAACCAGGAGCCUUUAUCCCGGGAGUUCCAGUGCAACCCGUCCUCCUCAGAUAUCCCAACAAGCUGGAUACUGUAACCUGGACCUGGCAAGGAUAUACUUUCAUCCAGCUGUGUGUGCUCACAUUCUGUCAACUGUUCACAAAGGUGGAAGUUGAGUUUAUGCCUGUGCAAGCACCAAGUGAGGAAGAGAGGAAUGAUCCUGUCCUUUUCGCCAGUAGAGUCCGGAAUUUGAUGGCGGAAGCUUUGGAAAUACCAGUAACGGAUCACACCUAUGAAGACUGCAGGCUGAUGAUCUCAGCGGGGCAGCUCACGCUGCCUAUGGAGGCUGGGCUGGUAGAAUUCACUAAGAUUAGCCGGAAACUGAAGCUGGACUGGGACGGCAUCCGAAAGCACUUGGACGAGUACGCGUCAAUCGCAAGCUCCGCCAAAGGAGGCCGAAUUGGAAUCGAGGAGUUCGCAGAGUACCUGAAGCUGCCCGUUUCCGAUGUCCUGCGACAACUUUUUGCUCUCUUUGACAGGAAUAACGACGGCAGUAUUGACUUCCGGGAGUACGUGAUCGGCUUGGCUGUCUUGUGCAACCCUGCCAACACAGAAGACAUCAUCCAGGUGGCAUUUAAGCUCUUUGAUGUUGAUGAGGACGGCUACAUCACGGAGGAAGAGUUUUGCACCAUUCUGCAGGCUUCUCUCGGAGUGCCUGACCUUAAUGUUUCUGGGCUCUUCAGAGAAAUUGCCCAAGGGGACUCUGUUUCCUACGAGGAAUUCAAAAGUUUUGCUCUGAAGCACCCAGAAUAUGCCAAGAUAUUUACAACAUAUUUAGACCUCCAGACAUGCCAUGUGUUUUCACUGCCAGAAGACGUCCAGACAGCUCCCUCUGUUGCUAGUAAUAAAGUGAGCCCCGAGAGCCAUGAGGAGGGUACCUCAGGCAAAAAGGUUGACUGAACUAGUGUUCCCAGUGACGGAUGGUGAUACGGGAAAGGUUCGUCAACAACACUGUGAAUGUGCUUAUCCACGAAUGUUGCUCAAAAUAGAAAGCUCUUUUUUUUUUUUUUUACUAAAAUGACAUAUUUUCUUCCUAAAACGUUUUUUAUUAACCUGCCUACAUCCAGAAAGUUCCUUUCGUUUUACCUUGUGCUCUACUGGUUGCGUUGACUGAUGAUAAGUGCUGUAUAUUUUUAAUGAAUUUUUCAGUUUAAUUUUCAUAAUAAAUCCAUUGGUCUUUCUCUGUGCUAGUCCACAUUAAUCGACACCCUGUGUUUAGCAGUACAGACAACUUUCAGCCAUGUCCCAUGUAAUAAUGUGUGUUUUCUCUAAUCCCUUCCCUUUCUGGAAGCAAGGAUAGGAAUCUGGAAGGCCCUGCAGAAUUUUGUAUUUCAGUUUCCUGAGUGCAUACUCCCCUUGACUUGCAUCUGGGUAGCAGGUCUCUUUAAAAUGCAUGGGGAGGACAGUGGAUCCUUUCACACCCUCGGAGUGGAAGGGACCAUGUUUUAAAGAUGAUUGCAGUGGACCACAGGCUGGGAAUUGCCUUAUUGAGGGGAACGGUGACUGCCUAAUGAGAAAAGGUAUUGUUUGCUACAGAGCUGAAUUGAAUUUAAGUUGGCCGGUUCUGAAGAUAGCACUUUCCCAAUAAACAAAUCAGGUUUUUUUUUUCCUUUUUACAUAAUGGCCAAAUAUUACCAGGCAGUCCAAGAGAGAGUUUGUCCUGUUAAUUUUCCCUCUCCAAUGUUAGAGUUUGUCAGAAAUAACCACAUGGAAAACAGAAGCUUCCAACAUGUCGCCAAGAGCCAAGGAAUCCGAAAGCUUACUUGGUUAAUGUGUGUCUACCCCCCAGGCAGGAAUACCACCUAAGCUAAGCAAAAAUUUCUUCAAAUGACAUUUUCCUUGGGACCCAUGUCUACAUACUCUUGCUGUCACUUACAUUUGAGGCUUUGAAUAAAGAACCAAUUUAUUAAAAGAAUGCACAGAAAUAAUUGGUUCCUUUGGUACCAAAUUCUUUGCUCUGGCUAGGUUUCAGAGUCAACUAGACGCUCAACUGUAGCUAGCGUUUUUCAAGUCAGUUUUGAGGCUCGGGAGUCCCCUGAAAGUGUGGGAGACUGUAUUGGAUCAAAAGCUGUGGUUUUAAACUACGUUCACACUUGAAGCGGGCCUGUUCUAAAUACACACCUGGAUCGUCGAGUGCCACAGUUUUAUCCUGAAGUCUAUGUGAUUAUUUGUUUCUCAUACAUCCGAAAGCAAUUUUAAAAGGUGUUAGGUGAGCUGAAGCAAUUGCUCGAUUACUUAGGCUAAGUAAUGUUUACACUGGUGUCUGCUCUGUGCAAUGAACGCGUGUGCUCGGGUGAGCACAGAAAGCCCACACGGUAGUCUGCUAAUCCUCAGAGAGUAGCUUUAGGAAUUAGAGGCUUUCUACGAGGCUCUCAAAUAAGGAUCCCAUAAUUUCCUUCUUUUUAUACUUCUACUUUGGUUGGUAUGGUAUUUGUAUUUUAUGAUUUCAUCAAUGAAUAAAUUUGCAGUGUGAUGCUUAACAAUGACAAA
Messenger RNA from Rattus norvegicus (Norway rat), 3285 nucleotides. The record is from RefSeq and is a predicted model, not a curated record. Lineage: Eukaryota; Metazoa; Chordata; Mammalia; Rodentia; Muridae.